AUGGCAAUGGACAUAGCUGCACAGUUAAAGAGAGGGAUCUCGCGCCAAUUCUCCACAGGUUCCUUCUUUUUUGUUUAUACUUAUUGUUUGUUUCGAUUCUUUGACAAACAAGAAAAUUUUGUGAUCAAGGAAAAGAAUUACUCAACAGGUUCAUUGAGAAGAAGCGGAAAAUUCAGCUUUAGAAGGCAGAAUUCUCUUGAUCCGCGGCGCAAUAAUGUGAGGUUCAGUUUUGGACGGCAGUCCUCGCUCGAUCCGAUUAGGAGGAGCCCGGUAAACGAUGACCUCAGCGUGCCGGAGAAUCUUGAUUCUACGAUGCAGUUGCUGUUCAUGGCGUGUAGAGGGGAUGUGAAGGGAGUGCAGGACUUGUUGGAUGAUGGGACCGACGUGAAUAGCAUUGAUUUGGAUGGGAGAACGGCGUUGCAUAUUGCGGCGUGUGAAGGGCAUGUGGAUGUUGCGAAGUUGUUGUUGAGCAGGAAGGCCAAUAUUGAUGCCCGGGAUCGAUGGGGCAGCACGGUAGUUACUACAUUCCAUUCCGCUUCGUUGAUUGCAUGCAUUGCUGUAAUUAUUACUCCUGAUCGUUGUCUUAAGCGUCUUCAUUUUGAUGACACAUGUCAUUGA
This is a messenger RNA of Ilex paraguariensis (yerba mate), 618 nucleotides long. Lineage: Eukaryota; Viridiplantae; Streptophyta; Magnoliopsida; Aquifoliales; Aquifoliaceae. The record is from the annotation of a GenBank genome assembly.